Molecule: messenger RNA, 3846 nt
Organism: Columba livia (rock pigeon)
Lineage: Eukaryota; Metazoa; Chordata; Aves; Columbiformes; Columbidae
Gene: SLCO1C1
Product: solute carrier organic anion transporter family member 1C1
Exons: 15
Coding region: 769-2964 (731 amino acids)
Biological process (GO): bile acid and bile salt transport; sodium-independent organic anion transport; transmembrane transport
Cellular component (GO): plasma membrane
Molecular function (GO): bile acid transmembrane transporter activity; protein binding
Source: RefSeq, a predicted model, not a curated record
UGGUUUUACAUCAUGUUGGAGGAGACUUUGCCCUGGGGCUUUUGGGGAGCAGGGCGUACUGAGCAUACUGAGAGAGACCAGUGUCUGGAUGGGAAAGCUUUGUGAAUUGCCUGUUCACCCUACAUCCUAUCUCUCCCACACACCCUGAUUCUUUUCUUUUCUGGUCCAUUUCCCCUUGAAGUCUUUCAUUUCCUGGGAAUGAACAAUUAAGAUAAGUUUUUUGGGGGCUGUUUUGGGGAUUUUGUUUGUUUGUUCGUGGGGUGUUUUUUGUUUUCUUUUUGGUUCGUUGGUUUUUGUUUGUGGUUCUGGUUUAGUUUGGUUUUUGUUUUGGUUUUUUUUUCCCUUUCCACAAAGCUUUGCCACACGCCCCAUCAAACAAAGUGCGUUACAAAGAAAAAUGCCCCAUGUGGGUUUAGAUGCUCUUCAGGAUUUCCAGCUAGGGCACCCAGCCUCUUUGCUUUACCCUUGUGCCCAGUGUCCUGGAGUGGCUAGGAGGGGAGAAAGGAAGAAAGUAUGAGGAGGUGGGGUGCAGGAUGGGAGGGGAGAUGAAUAUCAAGUGCUCAGGCAAAACACGAGACAAAACAAGUUCCCCCACCCCUAUGCUUUUUCCUUUCUUUACCUCCAGUAUCAGAUGUAUCGUCCCUAGACAGGGUUAUUUCUAAGAGUUGCUUUUCCCCUCCAGUUUUUUCCACUUCUAAGUUGGGACUAGUAUGUGUGUGUGUGUGUGUAUGGGUAUGGGUAUGCGUAAGCAAUAGAGGGAGCUUACCUAUGAAAACUGGUAGGCACCAUCUCUGGGGAUUUCUGCUGCCAGAAGUAGGUGAUAUCAUCAUGGAGAUUUCAUCAAAAGAAAAUACUCAGUUUUUCUCAAACAACACGAUCCUGCCUGUUGACCGAUCUUCAUUCAAAUCUGAAUCUUCUGCUUCCAAGGAAAAACAGUCAUGUUGUGGAGGUAUAAAGAUAUUUCUUGGUGCUUUGUCUUUCGUUUAUUUUGCUAAAGCACUGUCAGGAAGUUAUCUAAAAAGUACUAUUACACAAAUAGAAAGAAGAUUUGAUAUCCCUUCCUCUUUGGUUGGUGUUAUUGAUGGCAGUUUUGAAAUUGGGAACCUCCUAAUCAUAAUUCUGGUAAGCUACUUUGGAGCGAAGCUUCACAGGCCAAGAAUAAUUGGAACAGGCUGCUUAAUUAUGUCAGCUGGAACAUUCCUAAUUGCAAUGCCCCAGUUCUUCAUGGGACGAUAUCGCUAUGAAAGAUUCCAUUCCACAAUUAAUUCGACUGUAAACAUCUCUCCAUGUCUGCAAGAUAAAAACCAAACUCCAACCUCAGUCUGGGAAAAAUCUCAAGCAAAAAUAAAUGCAGGAUGUGAAAAAGAAGCAGGCUCUUCCAUGUGGAUCUAUGUUUUACUGGGAAAUCUUUUGCGUGGAAUAGGUGAAACUCCUAUCCAGCCUUUGGGAAUUACAUACAUUGAUGAUCAUGCCAUUGAAGAGAAUGCUGCCUUAUACAUUGGCUGCGUACAGACAGUUGCAAUCAUAGGGCCAAUAUUUGGCUUUCUUCUAGGAUCCCUGUGUGCCAAACUUUAUGUUGACAUUGGCUUUGUAGAUCUGGACAGUGUAACGAUAACUCACAAGGAUGUGCAGUGGGUGGGAGCCUGGUGGCUGGGUUACUUAAUCGCAGGUGUGAUUAGUGUUCUGGCCGGCAUCCCAUUCUGGUUCCUGCCAAGGCACCUCCCAAAACCAGAGAGCAGAAAGGACUCCAGUACCUCUUCCGAACAGUCAAAGUUCAUCAUUGAGGAUAACAAGGACCAACACAACUCUUAUCAACAACAACUGAAGAUGGCUGAGAUGGUAAAAGACUUCUUGCCAUCACUGAAGAACCUCUUUGGGAAUCCAGUUUACAUUUUGUAUUUGUGUGCAAGUAUCAUUCAGUUCAAUUCUUUAAUUGGCAUGGUGACAUAUAAGCCAAAGUAUAUUGAACAACAGUAUGGGCAAACUUCUUCAAAAACUAAUUUUGUUAUAGGUCUUAUCAACAUUCCUGCUGUUGCCUUUGGCAUAUUGUCUGGGGGACUGAUCAUGAAAAAAUUCAGAAUCAGUGUUUUAGGGGCUGCAAAACUCUCCCUGGGAUCAUCUUUCUUUGGUUACCUUCUGCUUCUCUCAUUAUUUGCGAUGGGCUGUGAGAACUCGGAUGUGGCCGGACUGACCGUGUCGUACAACGGAACUAAAUGGACAACUGAUUACGAGCAGGCCCUGUUUUCAGAGUGCAACUCGGGCUGCGAAUGUUCCAUGAAUGACUGGGACCCCAUCUGCGGGGAAAAUGGAGUUACCUACAUUUCUGCUUGUCUUGCCGGCUGCCAGGCGUUCAAUGGCAGUGGGAAAAACACCGUAUUUUUUAACUGCAGCUGUGUAGGAACCUUGGAAUCUCCUUCACGAAGCUCCUCAGCUGUGGUGGGACCAUGUCAAAAAGGAAAUGAGUGUCCAAAAAUGUUUCUGUAUUUUCUAGUAAUAUCAGUUAUCACUUCAUAUACUUUGUCAGUAGGUGGCACACCUGGAUACAUACUGCUUCUAAGAUGCAUUAAACCACACUUGAAAUCAUUUGCACUUGGUAUCUAUACCCUGGCAAUCAGAGUACUUGCGGGAAUUCCAGCCCCAGUGUAUUAUGGAGUGGCCAUAGAUACAACUUGCCUGAAAUGGGGAAGCAAAAGAUGUGGGGGAAGAGGAGCAUGCAGACUCUACGACUCCAGAGCACUCAGGUAUGUGUACCUGGGGCUGACUUUGGUGUUGGGCAUGGUGUCCAUUUUCUUCAGCGUUGCUGUCCUUUGGGUUCUCCGGAAAAGGUCUUCUCCACAAGAUGAGACCCUCUCAGCCAAUGGGGAGAGAGGCACCUGUGGGACAAAGAGCAGGAAAGAUAACUUUGUCAAUAAUGAUCAUUUAAUUCAGACAACUUACUGGCCAGAAAAGGAGACUAGACUUUAGGAAGACUGAGAUCUCCACUGUGACUUUACCCAGUGAGUGGUGGUUCCAGGCAAAAAUUCAUCAUCAGUGAAGCAGUAUAUUAGCAUCCACCCCAAAAAUGGUCACCUUCAUGUAAUAUUCACUGUAAAAGACAAACAUUUUACCACAUGUACAGCUCUGAAAACACUACUCACCAUUUGUCCUGCCAAGCCAGUGCCACUCAUGUGAGGGGAUUUGUUAUGGCCAGGGAGGUGCAGCUUGCUCCCCUGCCAAGAAGCCGUUCCUAUGGCUGCUCCUCAGCUCCAUCCCUCCUCUUCAAGUUGCAACAGCCACUGCUGCCCCUCGGCUUCCUUCUGUGUGUGAGGUGUAGUAGGGAGGCUGCGAUGCAGCCUUAUCUACCAUGUUACCAGCCUAACAGUAGCUGGUGCAAGAAACACAACUUGGCAACCUGAAAGGUGUGGGGUUGUUCUGCACAUGGCUUGCCCUCACAAAUGGUGUGGCACAGGGCAAGAGGAAGGUGGUUUGCUGGAAGUACAAAUCUGCAACAGCCCCUGGGCAUCUCGUGAAUUCAACCCAUAACACUUAAGACAUCAAAUGUUGUGGUUAGGGAUUCUUCUUCAAGUAGCUCUGUUACAGCACAGCAAUAACAGCAAUAAAAGUUGUCAUUGAAGUCAAAGAGACCAUGAGAGCAUUAUCCAAAGGAAACUGGAAUAAAAAUAGAGCUUUUUUAGGUUUCCAGCAAUUUCUUGCUAUUUGCUAGUACUCAGUUUACUGAAUAAUACCAUGCAUUUUAUGCAAUGUAAUAACAUCGUGAUACAAGAUACAUAUGAUUUAUUAAAAAAAAAAUAAAAAAACAAACUGUGAAAAAACAGCUUGGGAACAAUAAAAUGAGUUCAAAGACCA